This is a messenger RNA of Babjeviella inositovora NRRL Y-12698, 1013 nucleotides long. RefSeq names its product 40S ribosomal protein RACK1 (gene ASC1). The transcript is spliced from 2 exons. The coding region runs from base 9 to 953 and encodes 314 amino acids. Gene Ontology annotation, biological process: rescue of stalled cytosolic ribosome; positive regulation of protein phosphorylation. Gene Ontology annotation, cellular component: nucleus; cytosol. Lineage: Eukaryota; Fungi; Ascomycota; Pichiomycetes; Serinales. Gene Ontology annotation, molecular function: translation regulator activity; protein kinase C binding; ribosome binding. The record is from RefSeq and is a predicted model, not a curated record.
AAUAUAAAAUGUCUGCCGACAGAGAAGUUUUAGUUUUGAGAGGUACCUUGGAGGGCCACAACGGUUGGGUCACUUCUUUGGCCACCACCCCAGCGCAGCCAGACUUGUUGUUGUCUGCUUCCCGUGAUAAGACCUUGAUCUCUUGGCAAUUGACCAGAGAAGAAGGCUCUUACGGUGUUGCUAAGAAGUCCUUCAAGGGUCACUCCCACAUCAUUCAAGACUGUACCAUCUCCCCAGAUGGUUUGUACGCCUUGUCUGCCUCUUGGGAUAAGACCUUGAGAUUGUGGGACAUCCAGACCGGUGUCUCCACCAAGAGAUUCGUCGGCCACACCGGUGACGUUUUGUCCGUCUCUAUCUCUAAGAACUCCAGACAGAUUGUUUCCGCUUCCCGUGACAAGACCGUCAAGGUCUGGAACACCAUCGGUCAGUGCAUGGAAACCUUGCACGGUCACUCCGACUGGGUCUCCACCGUCAAGUUCUCUCCAGAUGAGGCUUCUAACUCGAUCAUCUCCGCCGGUUGGGACAAGUUGGUCAAGUCUUGGGACUUGUCCGACUACUCUCCAAAGGCCGACUUCGUUGGCCACUCCGGUUUCGUCUCCACUUUGACCGUCUCCCCAGAUGGUUCUUUGUGUGCUACUGGUGGUAAGGACGGUGUCAUCAUCUUGUGGGAUCUCUCUUUGUCCCGUACCUUGUACUCCUUGACCUCUGGUGACGAAAUCUACUCCUUGGCUUUCUCUCCAAACAGAUACUGGUUGGUCGCUGCCACCUCUGCUGGUAUCAAGAUCUUCAACUUGGAAGAACGUAAGUUGAUGGAUGAGCUUAAGCCAGAAGUUUUGGGUGCCAAGCAGCCAGAAGCCAUCUCCUUGGCUUGGUCCGCUGACGGUCAGACUUUGUUUGCCGGUUACACCGACAACGUCAUCAGAGUUUGGCAGGUCAUGACCUCUUCCGCUUAAAUUUUCCCCUGAAUAUUUAAGCGUCUGGUCGUACAAUUUUUUUGGAAGUUUUUAAAGUAU